AUGUCGAAGGUGUUUUCUCUUGAAGAAGUCGGCAAGCACAACACUGGCAAGGACUGCUGGAUGGUUAUCCAUAACAAGGUCUAUGACGUGACCAAGUUUCUGUCCGAGCAUCCCGGCGGCGAAGAGAUCCUACUCGAGUGCGCAGGCGUCGAUGCGACCGAGGGUUUCGAAGACGUCGGCCAUUCGGCAGACGCGCGGGAGCUGCUCCAAGACUAUCUCGUCGGCGAUUUGCGCCAGGAAGAUCACAAGUCCUACACCAACCAGUACGUUUACACGGACAAAGAAAAGACUGGCGGCUCCCUUCCAAUCAGCUGGCUUAUCGGCGCUGUUACUGUCGCUGCUGGCGCCUUUUUUACCUUCAAUCUGCCAAGUGAAAGGGCCUAG
Molecule: messenger RNA, 384 nt
Organism: Oikopleura dioica
Lineage: Eukaryota; Metazoa; Chordata; Appendicularia; Copelata; Oikopleuridae
Source: the annotation of a GenBank genome assembly